This is a messenger RNA of Prunus armeniaca (apricot), 2043 nucleotides long. The record is from the annotation of a GenBank genome assembly. Lineage: Eukaryota; Viridiplantae; Streptophyta; Magnoliopsida; Rosales; Rosaceae.
AUGUCUUCCUCGAAAUCCCGUGCUCAGUCUUCCUCUGUUCGAGUUCCUCCAAAUUAUAUUACUAGGACUGGGAUUGAUAAGCACGCAAUAGAGGUCAGGAGCAGGCUCAAUCCUUUUUCUAAAAACAACUUGGAUGAGAAUGUCCUUCAUCUCUUCCAGAAUACCCUGGUCUUGGGUCCACACUGGUUUGGUUCUGUUCCUGUUGAAAUGGUGGACCUGUUCAAAGAUGACGUCGAAGCUCCCCUAUGUUUCGAAAGUUCUUCUGCUCUAGCUUCUCAUUCUUGGGUUAGCAAGAACUUGAGCCGUUCGUUCCCAUCUAGUGUAGUGAGAAAUAGUCCAGUCAAGUGGGCUGACUGGAUUGACAGCCUUCUUCCCCGGUUUGGGGCUCACUGGAAACGGGAUGGUAUUUAUGACGUCAUCCUCCUGUCUAAACAGUCCAUUAACAGGGAUGAAAAUCUCUUGGCUGCAGCUCUCUGCUUAUGGAAUUCUGCCAACAAUACCUUUGAUUUUCGUGUGGGCCCGAUGUCACCAACCGUGCUGGAUAUGGCUCAGAACUUUGGAUUCAGGCCCCAUGGAAGACUUGUUGAUGCCAUUGGGGAUUAUCAUCGAAGGAAGAACCAAGAAAAACUGUCCAAGCCUUUCACCGUUUCUUCAGCCGUGAUCAACCAGAACUGUUCUUUUUCCAAUUAUCUGAGAAAGUUCAAUGUUGAGAAGGACAAGGAUCAACAACACAUGUUGUUCCUCCUGUACUGGCUGAACAUGUUUGUUUUCCCAAAUCGUUCCUUAGCAGUUCUGCUUGAGUACAGACACUUGGCAGAGGCCUUACAUAAUCAUACUGACGUCGGACUUGGGCCUACUGUUCUGGCCCAUUUGUUCAAGAAUCUGCACACUGCCACCCUGGAGAAUCCUCUCAAUCUGUCUACCCCCGGUGCGUUAUGGAUGAUCCAAAUCUGGCUGCAAGUUUAUUUCCCGGAACUGAGGUUUUUGGAUAUAGUUCUACCUGAAGACCAAGUUCUGGCCCUACCUUUAAUGUUAGCAGAAGUGCCCAAGAGAUCGAUUGAUGAGUACCUGAUGUUCUUCAAACAUUGUACUAAGAGGUCUGCAGCGCAGUGGCAGGUGGUGAUUAGAAGGACAUACCCUUGGUUCCAGCCUAGAUACCGGCUUUUUGAGAAGGAACCGGAAGAGGAGGUAGCCAGAACUGACUUCAGGAAGAAGUUCCUGAGUGUUACCUUGCCCAAGGAUCUGCCUCAUGGAGGGCGAAAACCUCCAAAUUACCACUUGGGGGCAAAAUUCUAUCACCCUAAUUUCUGCGCAAGACAACUAGGCUGCCCCCAACUUAUUCUGCUUAAAUCAUACAGAAGCUGCAAUAGGGGUUCUUCUGGGAGGGAUGCAGAUGAUUUGGAGGUCCACAAGGAUGCAAGGUGUGCAGUAAAUGAGAUCAACAAUAGUGCAGAUGCCCUUUAUCCUUCAUGGGAACCGAAUUCCUGCAGUUCUGCCGAGUUUGAUGCUUGGUGGAAGGUUAGAUUCGGUGAUCUGCCUGCUUCUAGUACCACACUUCAUGUCCUUUUUAAGGAUCCUUCUUUGACAAAGAAUAUUGGCAGCCAAUCUGCCCAGAGUGGAGAGGUGUUUGUCAACUCUGUUAUUGCUGCUGGGGAUCUGGAGCUGCCUUCCGGGGAUGGAGAAGAAGAAGAAGAUCAGGCAGAACAGACUCAUGUUGAGGCCACUUCUUCUGUUAGAAGAAAGAGAAAAGAAACUGCCCAACUUGUGACUCCAGCUGGAAGUCCCUCUCCUCCCCCUACUAAGUCAAAAAGACUUAGAAAGAGGAUUGUAGAAGAAUAUGUGGCCCCGGAGGGGACUGGAGCAGUUCCCACUACUACUUCUGACACAGAUGAAGAGCUGAGAGAAGGAGCUGGAAGAGCUGGAAGAAGUAGGAGAGGGGCCUCAGGAGAAGGCCAAGACAGUGGAAGAAGAGGAGGAAAUCCCUGUCGAGGUGAUAGCAGAGAGCAUUGCCUUGGCUCAGGAGCAUUGCCUUGGUUCAUCUAG